Canis lupus familiaris (dog) is the source of this 13673-nucleotide messenger RNA. It is a transcript of the gene SYT16, whose product is annotated as synaptotagmin 16. The coding region runs from base 264 to 2201 and encodes 645 amino acids. NCBI's taxonomy places the organism in Eukaryota, Metazoa, Chordata, Mammalia, Carnivora, Canidae. The transcript is spliced from 7 exons. The record is from RefSeq and is a predicted model, not a curated record.
UGUUCUCUUCCUCUUCAUCAACAAGAAGAUAUAUUUAGAAAAAAUAGGCCUUCCAUGCCUGGAGCAACGAGGGAAAAGGAAGCACUCUAAAGACAAGACUGGGAUCCAUGAGGGGCUGGCUGAGAAGUUUUGAGAGUGAACUAUUCACAGCCAUUAAGAGACCUCCAAUUUAAUUUGUCAUCACGCUUAUUCUAUAGUUCACAUUAAGUCCAGAGUACUGAAGGAGCUGAACAAGUCGACUUGUAGACAUCAGAUAGCUGGCCAUGGUUUUGGCCAUGGCGUCUCAGGAUGCUCAGAACUUCUUCCAGCCUCUCUCUUCCUGGAUAUCUCGGGUUUAUGAAGCUCUCCAGCAAGCAGGAGAUAUGUUAUCUGCUUCGCUGGUUAACUUAAGCAAACAAGACUCUAAAUUGAGUGACAAGCUAGACCAGGACUUAGAUGAUAUUCAGAUUCAGAAAGCUUACUUUGAAGAUGAAGAACAAGGCAAUGAUUGGCGUCAAGAGGAUGCAAAUCCCUUGUUUCUUGAAGUGGAUCAUUUCUCCCGUUGUAAUAGUGAUUUGCAGGACUCUGCCCAAAGUUUGAGCCCCAGACUUAGCCAACAUGCAAAGGACUCAUGUUCUAUAAUGUCCCAGUGGCCCAGUCAGACCCUUGAUGACCAAAAGCUACCACAUGUGCCUUCUUCUAUUGCUGAGGAAGAACAUCACCUUGAAAAGCAAAGGAGUGACCUUCAACACAGCUUUAACAGCCAGCUCUCUGGUAUUUUAGAAAAUGUUAAUGGAAAAAAGCAAGUUAACAGCUUUGGAGAUGAUGAGGAGCCAUGCACGUCUUCUGACAGUGACGAAGAGGUGAUCAAACAAUUUGAGAUUUCUGUGUCCCGGUCCCAGAGUUUCCAUUCAGAAGCAUCUGAGAAAGGAAAGCAGGUGGGAUUGGAGCAGAAAUCAAAAUUCAGCCGCCUGCUCUCUACCUGUGAGGAGGAUAACAGAGAAGUGUCUGCCUGUGAAGAUUUGGAUGGAGCCAGCCAGCUGAAUUACUCUGAGAAUCUGUCCUAUGGUGAAGAUGAUCCCAUUUCUGCCCACUCACAAGCCCCAUGUGAGGUGGGGAACAGCAGACACCAUGGCACAUCUCCCCAAGAGACCAAUGUGCCUCGAGGCCUCCGUCGCCAGUCCACAGAAGGCAGCGUGGAAUUGGAGACAGCUUUUAAUAACCGGGGAUUUGAAGAUUCCUAUGCUACUGACAGCUCCUCCAUGUGGAGUCCAGAGGAACAGGGUGGGGCCAAUUUGCAGGUGCCAACUGGGGUCUUGGAGCCCAUCUCAAAAUGUGGUGACCUGGAUGUCAUCUUUGAAUAUAGAGCUUCCAGCCAGAAGCUCACGGUGACCAUUGUGAGAGCACAGGGCCUCCCAGAUAAGGACCGAAGUGGUGUUAACUCCUGGCAAGUUCAUGUGGUGCUGCUGCCCAGUAAGAAACAGAGGGGCAGGACAAGCAUACAAAGAGGCCCCAACCCUGUCUUCAAGGAGAAGGUCACCUUUGCUAAGCUGGAGCCCAGAGAUGUGGCUGCCUAUGCUAUCCGCUUCCGCCUGUAUGCUGCCCGUAUGAUGACCCGUGAGAGAAUGAUGGGAGAGAAGCUCUUCCAUCUCAGCCACCUGCACCCAGAAGGGGAAAUGAAAGUGACUCUGGUUCUGGAGCCAAGAAGUAAUAUCAGUAGUGGAGAGUCUCCGCUGAGCCCAUCUGCAGUUUCUCACAGUGAUAGUGCUUCAUCCACGCAGUCGCUGUCUCAUGGAGGGGCGCCAGAGCUAUUGGUGGGGCUGGCAUACAAUGCCACAACGGGGCGAUUAUCUGUGGAAAUGAUCAAAGGCAGCCAUUUCCGAAACCUCGCUGUGAAUAGAGCGCCUGAUACUUAUGGAAAGCUCUUUCUUCUCAAUUCUGUGGGUCAAGAGAUGUCCCGUUGUAAGACGUCCAUUCGACGUGGUCAACCCAAUCCUGUCUAUAAGGAAACCUUUGUUUUCCAGGUGGCCCUCUUUCAGCUCUCUGAUGUCACAUUGAUGAUUUCCGUUUAUAACAGGCGUACUAUGAAGCGUAAAGAGAUGAUUGGUUGGAUUGCUCUGGGCCAAAACAGUAGUGGAGAGGAGGAACAAGACCAUUGGGAGGAAAUGAAGGAAACCAAAGGUCAGCAAAUCUGCAGGUGGCACACCUUGCUCGAAUCCUAGUUUUGCCAACAGGCAUUUGCAUGCUACAUCUGCCCCAGUGACCAGUGUUAUGGCCAUUGAUACCAACCCAGCACAUGCUGGUAGGCAUUUGAAAGACAGGCUUACAAAUAGGUAUUAGAAUCUACUAACCUCUGGGACAUUCUAAGCAGGAUCUUUGGGUCUCUCCAAGGUUUGAUUUGGUUCAGUUAUUGUAAUUUUAAAAAACCACAUACACGGUCAAGUGUACUUUAUGGAAAAUUAACCACAGUUAGGAACAGUGAUGAUGAGUUAAUUUGUGUUAAUAUAUUAUUGAGUCUGGGUUCAGUCAGUGGAAUGAAGCUUCUCUUGCUGUCUCUAUUUGCUUGAAGAGUCACCUGAGAUUGCAAGGGAGCUGUUAAAUCUCACUAUUAUAACCAGGUAUGUGUAUCAAUCAGAAUUUUGUUAAUAUGGUGCCAAAAAUUCCCCACUGCAGAAAUGAAUAAGAUGCCUAGGCUCAUAAGAGAAUGUAACUGUCAUCCUUAAUCCCCUAUUUUACAUUUUUCUCUUUAUGAAGAAAACUCCUUAUUUACCUAACAAAUAAAUGUUAUAAAUUCGUACUUACAAAACAAAUUUUUGUUCAUUAAAUACCUUUCUUUAUCUCAUUUAUGUAUUGCGGUUUCCUAUGAGAUUUGGUUAGAUGAAUCAUUUUGAAGGUAAAACAAUUGAAAAAUACUAUUGAAAGACAUUGUCUCCUUUUAAUAUGUAGGAUUUCCAACUUAUAAUUUUCAGAGAUUUUAUGCUAUUUUUCUCACCUCAUAAAUUCUUACAGAAUAAGAAGAAAACUAAAAACAAACAAAAAACCUAUUUAAGUCAUGGAUUUGUUGAUUUUCUGAAUCGAAUGUUCUCCUUUAGAUUAUACUUUUUCUAUAUUCAGUGAUAUAUACUCAUACAAAUAUUUUGAAUGUCCACCUGCAUGUAAACCAUAUUCUUUUUUAUGUAAUUAUCUUCCAUCAUUAGAGCAUAGUAAAUUGUAAACAAUGGGUCCUUAAUAAAUGUUGAUUUAAUUGACUCUGAAAAAUAAACAUGUUAUGAUACCUGUGAAUGAAGAAAUAUUUUCAGCUUGUAUGAAAUGACACUGAGUUGGGUUUGUUUUGUUUUGUUUUGUUUUGUUGAGCAUUGAAAGUGCCUAUAAUUGUCAUUUUCCAUGGCAUUUGCGGCAGUAUAUAUUAGUCACUAUGUGCAUUCUGGGCAUGUGCCAUUCAGAACACUGAUCUUGUACAGUGAUGAGCAUGAAAUUGUAUCUCCAACCGACUUUUACAUAUCUGUGCAGUGCUUGUUUAUUUUUCUUUUGCUUAUAUGUGAGUCCUUAAUUUUAAUUACUUUAAAUUGUUAGUAAUAAAAGGGAAAAAUGUGUGUACAUGUAAUAUGGCACCUAAUGUGCAGCUCUUCUGAGCAAUUGCUCAGUCACUUAUUUUUAGCUUUUAUGUUUCAUUGUUGACUUUUUGCUGUCUGUGGGAAGAGUGAUAGCUAGUGAUGGAUGUAUACAGUUAAAAACACAUAACUCCUCCUCAGCUCUACAUUUUGACAGAUUGUAAAUGUAGGCUGUAACACUUGAAGAACAUAUUUAUUCCUUACAGUGCAGUAUGUAAUGGUUAUCCUGACAAGAAGAGACGGGGGCACAGGAUAAUUCUUCUGUGAUUUCAAGUACCAAUUUUUGGAAGAAGUGAUUUCAGGUGGAAGAAUCAGAAUUAGCAAAAUAAAUUAAUAUCUUAAUUUCUUUUUAGGUCAUGGGAGUUUCAUCUCUAAUACUGCUCGGUUAUUGGGAAUAAGUAAUAAAACCAUGCUCCUUUGGGUUUUUACCCUACCUUUCUUUAGAAGACCUCAAAGUGCUUUUCCAACAUUAUAUCCAUUAACUGCGGAGUGGUCUUUGCAGUGUGGCUCUCAUCGAGUAGAACUGAGUGCAAUUGAUUAAGUAGCGGCACAAAGAAUUGGCUUUUCACAUCUCUUACUCUCUUUAUGCGCUUGUGUUUAAAGGGAAGUAGAGCAGCCUUGUUAUGCUUUCCUUUAUGCAGUAACAUAAAAGCAGCAUUCACUUUAAAAUUUACAUUUGAAAAAAACCUGCAUAUAUUGUACUGACCAUCCUGGAUUUCUCCCCCUCAUAUUUUCCUGCUCUGUUUUGCUGCAUCCCUUGUCUUGCGGUGCCCAAUAAUCACCUAUGCUUCAUUUUCUGCUGCCUUGACCCAUCAAUUUUUAGGGUUUUCUGGUAUAGUGAAGCUAUCCUUUUGGGUUUGAUCUCUUCUCUGAUAGUCUGUUUAUGGGACUGUUGCAGGAAUGUGCAGCAUUUUAAGGAACAAAACGCCUGAAAAGCAUUUUUUAAUUUUUGUAAUUGUACUAUGUUGGUGCUAUUCACCACGUAGGAUGCAUGUACAUCUUGAAUAUACAGCAAUCUAAAACUGACUGUGUAAAUAUAAAAUGCUAAUGACAAGAUACAUUAAAAUAUGAGGCUGAAUUUUUUUUUUUACAUUGACUUGAAAUUCUGGUUUAGUAAGAUCUUUUGAUUUUGUACAUUUCAACUCCCUUAUUUGCUUGGCAAAGUCUAGACACAAUGCACUCAGCAUGUUUUUCUUUUCACUAGAGCUCUCACAUCUACAUUUGCUUUUUAACAGAGUUAUGAAAGAUAAUUAGUUGGUUCAGUGGUAGAAAAGCUCCUUUUGCCUAUUUUAUCUAGCUAAGAAUUAACAUCUUAUAGAGACAUUUGAAAUUGAAGAAAAGAAGCACCAGUAUUUGUUACAUGAGUAGUUCUUUCCAUGAUUUUUCUUGAAGACAGUGCUUUUUAAAUACUACGAUAGAGGGUAACUGCUGCACUAGGUUUAUACAAAUCUGCUUUAUAGUGUGUCUUCUUUCAGGACAGUAAUUUACACUGAAUUGAGAAGUGCUGGUCUCACCAAUCAUGGUGGUGGCUCUGGUGCUCCCUGCUCCCCUCUGACUAUUGUUGAAUUUGUAAAUGGACCAUUCACCAGGCAGCCAGGCAUCUGCUCUGGCUUCUCUCUCCUUCAUUGGCUCCCUGUGUGAUGCGCAGUUGUUUGUGCCCCUGUUUAUGCUGAUGUAGCAUAGCUGUUGGAAGGAGGUCUUGCCUUCCUUAACAGUAGAAGAACUUGUACCGCUGUUGGAUGUAUUACUCUUGGCAUCCACCUGCACAGAGUUCGAGAAAGAAUCCUCACUGUGACUGCUAGGGGGCAAAGAGAGCAUGCUACUGCAUUGUCCUUCACUUAAGGCACCCAGUACUCUGCUCUUUCUUUGAUGACAGUUACUGAUAGAGCUUGGACACUGAUGUUCUCCGCAGUGUGAGGUGCUGUGGUGAGAACAUAGCCUCUGUCUUUGCAGCAGAGGGGCUUUGGGGGCAUUUUACAAAUUGUUGACACCCCUUGGUCAGACACUAUGCUUCACAUCUAUGUACACUAUGGCUGUACUAGAUGCUCAUAUCGGAGAACCAAAAAUUCUUUUCAAGUAACUCAUCAUUUAAGUUGAAACUACCAUUGAGUUUAGUAAACGUGAUUCUCUGAUAGCCAUUGAAUUUAUGAAUUUGAUGGUUCAGUGUGGACAUUGAACUGUGGGGUUCCCCAAAGGCCAGGCUAUCCUUUUGCAGCAGAGAAGUUAGUAUGUUAAGAUCAGAAAAGUGAGAGAAGAGGAUUAUUUGUAGAUGACAUAAAACCAAAUAGAGGCACAUGUUUUAACAACAAACAGGACCAGAAAGCACCUGCAGUGUCUCCUCUUAGUUUAAGGGAACUGUAGCAAAAGCGCAUUCUAUUCCAUUUGAUCCACAACAAACACAAACAAUAGAUAAUCCUGAAGUGGCAAAAGUAUUUUGUCUUAAAAAAUAAUUUUUUUUCCAAAAAAGAAAGGCUAGGCAAAACUAUAAAAGACAAAUCAUCUAGCAUAAGUAUGGAAGAAUGAAAUAAUAAAUAAUUAUGCUAGAUACCUUCAGCCUCCACUGGCAUAUAUUCAAGAAGAGUACACAAAUAAACCAAAAGACAUUUCAGGUUAACUAGCUAUCAUUUUUUCACAACUUGUGGAAUUUGGGAAAAUACUUAAAAGUGAGGGAAGUGAGACCAGUUUAGCUCAAUGAAGUUGACCAAGGCUGCAGUCUUGCCUGGGUUAGAAUGGAACUCUGCCAGCUGUGUGGCCUUAAGAAAAUGCUUAGCCAGUCUGUAUCCCUGAUGCCUCAACUGGAAAAUGGAAAGUGAUACCUACCUCAUCAGGUUUUUUUUAAAAGAUGGUAAUGAAAUAACAGCAUUGAGCCUGGCAUAUAAUAAGCAUUCAAUUUCCCCCAUCCCCAACCAUACUUAAACAAGAAUAAAGCCUUUAAGAUUUGUUUCUGUCUAGCAAAAGUAAUAGUAACAGAGAAAGGCUAUAUAAACAAUUCUUAGAUAUUUUAAAAAGGGUAGGCUUAUAAAGUCUGGUCUGAAUUUGUAAAGAAAAGAAGUCUUAUGGGGUAACCUAGAAAGAGAUAAGCCUGAUAUAUUGAGUCUUAAUAAACCCCAAAUGAUGUAUAAUAACCAAUCUUCAUCUUUCACCCCCUUACUUUGGAGUGGAUGCAAAACCUUGGUGCUUGCGCACGUCUUCGUAAAUUGCUUUACCCCCUGUUCUCUUCAAUUCAGACAUGGACAGAGCACUGUAUACCAAUGAAAAGAGUUGGUCAGGUGACAAUUUGAGUACAUAUUUCAACUUUGGCAUGAGCAUUUUUUUUAAAAAUGGUAUGUCCAUUCACUGACACUCGUUUAAAAAUGGACAAUUUUUUAGCCUAUACUAAAGAUAUCUUCAUAGGCAAAUUUUUAAAACUGUUCUCAUGCAGCUAUCAAAACUCAUCUGUUUAACUGGAUAAUUCUUUUCAGGACGAGUCAUUUAUCACUGUUUCCCUGAGGAAAUCACAAUGAAAGGAAUUCUAUUAGAGUUCAUAUUAAGUCCUUCUUGAAAAGGGUUUUAAAGAGUGAUUUGCUGAUGUAAUAGAAAACAUGUUGAGUUGUGUUCAAGUGUUCAGACUGUGAGUAAAAAGGAGAAUUUCCUGAGAAUUUUGUGGACAUUUGAUCUGCAGAAGUGGUCAGGAACAAACCAUCUCAAGUUUAGGGUAACAAAGUGCCAUGAACCAGUCAUGCACUACUUGAUGUCUUAAACCAAAUGUGAUUCUGGAAUGGGGAAAUAUGAGCAUACAUCCCCAAGAUUGCCAGGCUGCCAAAGUGCUGAAUCAGGUUCUGGGAUUUCCACUUAAGGAGAAAUGGGGACACUAGAAGAGAAUCAUUUAGCUGAGGGGUUUUGUCGGGAACAGUUCACGUAGGGAACAGUUCACGUAGGCAGUUAAAGGGAAUGGAUGGGAGUUGAAAGACUGUGGAGUGAUUUCUAGAAACAGUUAUCCAGAAUAUGUGUUCCUUCCCUUCCUGGUCAUGUGGACAGAGUGAGAGCUUCCAUCUAAAUCAAGUCACAAGAGUUUACCUUAGAUAUAAGGAGAAGGAUUUGAAGGUUGUUUUGCAUUAAUUCAAAAUGUGUCCAUCAGAUUUUCCUGGGUCUAGCACCAGGCUAUUUGGCAUAAUACAGGACUUAAAAUCUUUUUUCUCCCCCCUCCAACUUUUUGGAAUGGUGUGAUUACACAUUGAAGCAAUUAGUCAUCAUGAUAAAAACAAUGUUUAUCAACAAUUGUUCAGUUGAUCCAAUCAUGUGCUAUAAAAAGCAGAAUUCCUUGUUAUGGGUUAUUGUUGAAAGGAGGUGAAAUGUAUUGACUGAAUGUAUUGGAGAGAGUGUCUAAGAAGCCGGGACCUGCAGUGGACCUUGGUCACAUUGGAGAAGGAAUUGUCCAAGGAGAGCACAGAAUCAUCUUAGAAGGCUUUUAAAGUUCCUUCUAAGUCUAAUAUUUUAUAUGUAACCUCUAGACAGAAUCAACAAUAACAACACUCUAGGCCUGUCCUCUUCCCCUUUGGACAUUGUUUCCACAUUGAUUUUUCUCUGCUUCAUAGGAGGUAUUCUCUGGGGAGUUCCUGUUUGGGCUUUGUUUAAGUGACUUUGGGGAUGCCUGCAGGCUCUGGAUGAGUUUCCUCUCCUAUGGCGUUUUUCUUUCCCCUGGGGCUCCAAGCAGUAUCCUAGACACACAGACAAUAAUCAGCUGUAUUUAUAGCUACUGUGGAACCUGUAAAACAGCUUGAGGCUUUAUAGAAAAAACUCAGAGGCAGUCAUCGAGACCUGUGGACGUUCCUAGAAUAAACCACCCCUGAAUGUUACUACCUGUGCUCCCUUGCUCACUAAUGCUGCCUUAAGCUGUCUCCAUGGGAAUUUUUACUUCAUGCCUUUGAGCAGCAAUGCUAUCUACCAACUCUACUCUGAGGAUGCUAAGAAGGCUGCUUGCCCAUUGAUACCACCAUAUUUAUGCAUUAUUUUUGUCUACUUCAUUUUCCCCUUAAAGGAUCUGAUUACUGUUUUAAAAUUUAUUCAUUCAAAAGAUAUUGAGUAUAUUUAUCCCAGGUUCUGGAAUAGGGGCUGGAGAAUGGUAGAUGAGUAGAACAGUUUGAGCUCAAUGAUUGCUUUUAUUUCUAAAUAUUCAAUUUUUUAAACUAGGUAAACAAUAAGAUCUUUUAUUACCCUUUAAUUUUUGCCAAAUGUAUUUCUGUAAUUUUUUUUUUACUCCCUGUUGAAAGGGAGAAGAUUUAAGGAAAGUGGAAGUUAUUAUUCUGCCUCUGGUUAAGAAAUAAAUGCACUGUUUAUCAGUCUAUGCUUCCCUUCAAAAUAAAUGGAUGCUUUAUAUCUGAGGGAAGAAAUGCAGCAUUCCAUUCCAGUAAUGACAUGAGUUAUAGCUUGAAAUAGAUGGAUAUUUAAUAUUUUUCACUUACAUAAUUGAAUACUGAAUAUCUUUUAUAAAACAGGAAGCAGGUCAGAGCCUGGAAUGUACAAACAAAUGUAAUACGGUUCUUAUAAGCUCAAUGUUUUAACAGCUAAAAGGCAUUGCUACCUUUUACUUUUUGAAAGAGUGAAGUGGAAACCAUAGCUGCCAAAUAAAGGGGUAACGGUGUGAAACAAAGAUUCCUGCUUACCAAUCUAUUUCUUUUGAUUAACGUUUGUCCUAGAUAUUAUACACUAAACACAUUUGGGACAUCCCUGUAAAAUGGGUAAAGGUCAACAUUGGGAGUAUCCCUUCCUUGGCAGAUAGUCUUAAACUCUUAUAUUCAAUUUAAUAACAGGAGACAAAGGAGUUUAUUGUAUGGACUUAAUACUUAUAAUUUUUAACACCAUAGAAACUUAUCUUAAAUAUCAACUAAAUAUGUCUCAAUCCAUGAUUCCAGGUCAGAAUCUUUGGUGGCCUAAAUUCGUACUGAAGAUAGUCUUUUAGUGUUGCCCCAGUGGAUGGUCCAUAAUAAAAUAGUUUAACAUCUCUUAUUUGAUAAGGACCUUGAUUGGGGGGAAAAGAUAUUAAAAGGCUGCCACUAAAAACUGGUGAGUAGUAUGUACAUCAAAAGAAUGCUAUUUCCAUGUAAGCUCUUCUGUAUACUAUGUUCACAUUCUAGGGCCACAUGUCUCUCUUAAGAGUUUGUCAAGUUUCUUACAGGUAGCACCUUGAGCAAAGCUUCCUAAUAUUGCUAUUUCCCUGUGGGCCAUGAUAAGCUUUAUUAAUUCACAACUACACCAAAUUAUAUUGCAGUCUUUUACUAUGCCACCAUACUAAUGCAGAUGUAAAUUAAAUUUCAUUAUUAUGAAACACAAAAUGUUUUCCAGAAUUUUAAAUUUUAAUAUUGCAGAUUUUGUUAUUUUAAGUUUGUGAAUAAGAAGUUAGUAUUUGUAUACUUCAGUGUGACCGAGACAUUUCUCUGAUAAUAUUUUGAAAUAAGAUUUGGCCUCUAUUUCUAGGAAAAAAAGCAUAAUGGUCUUUGUGAUUUUACUUGCUUUUAAAAAAAAAUCAGUAAACUUUUUUGGGAGCAAUUUUAGGUUUAUAGCAAAUUUGAGUAGAAACUAGAGUUCCUGUGUAUGCCCUGCCCCCAUACUUGCACAACCUUCCCCACUGUCGGAAUACGUCACCAGAGUGGGUAUGUUACAGUGACGGGCCUACUCGGGCACAGCAUUAUCAUCCAAAUUACAUAUUUUACAUGAGGGUUCACUCUUGGUGUUUCACUACCUUAAACAUUUUCUGUGCUCUGGCUAUGCAUCCCUCCUCCCUAACCCUUGGCAACCAGUGAUCUCUUUACUGUCUCCAUAGCUUGCUUUUUUCCAGAAUGUCAUAUAGUUGGAAUCAUACAGUCUUUUCAGAUUGGCUGCUUUCACAUAGUAAUGUGCAUUUAAGGUUCCUUCCUGUCUCUUCACAGCUUCAUAGUUCAUUUCUUUUUAGCGCUGAAUAAUAAUAAUAUCUCAUUGUCUGGAUGUGCUGGUCUGUUCAUUAUUUACGUUUAUUUUUGGUUCUGAUUGCCAGUGUACAGUUUGCCAAUGUUCAUGUUCUCAAGAAAACUGGAGCAUUAAUUCAUAUGAUGCAUCAAGUAACAUGUAGCAAUUUCCAGUCCGGUGUAAAUUUCACCUGUGUGAUAUUAGGCUUGCUUCACCUUUGAGUAGAAGAUUCAUGGAAAACAUUACGUAAUUUCACAGUUGGAAUCUAAGCAGAGAAAGUUCUGAAGGCAAUGAGGAUAUGAUCCCCAAAUUUAGCGACUCUGUGGUGUUUUCUCUUGUUGAGCACUGAUUUAAAUGUACAUUGAUAAAAAGUGCUAAUUACAUUAUUACUGAUUCAUGACAGAAAACCACCUUCUGUUACUAGUUUGUAUGACUUUACAUUUACCACUGCUGCCAAGAGAAAGGAAGCUUCGUGAUUGCACCCUGUCAUAGUCAAUUGUGCAAAUUAGCUGAAAGUGGUAUGUAAGCAUCUGGAUCACACAGGAACUCUGAAUUUUGAAUAGAAGGAUGACCUGGGAUAAUGCAUAGGCUGAAUGAACAAGUAGUGGAUACUGGAGUGAUAACACUGAUAAUCACACUGGGUGAAUUGGAGGACCUGACUGAUGAUCAAUAUCUGGGAAACAUUUUGACAUUUUCAUGUGCACUGAUUGCCCUUUGCUUUGUAGCUGCAGCACCUGUGGAGCGAGGCAUUGUUGCAGAGAUGAGUGUGGUUGUGGAAAGAAUAUUGGAUUAGAUUAAAAUUAAUGAGGCCUAUGUUCUAUACCAAGUCUUCCUCUAAUGAGCUCUAAAAUGAAUGUCAAGUCACAGGUUCUCUAAGCCUUCAAUUUUGCAUCUGUCAGCUGGGAAUAGUAAUACUCAUUUUACUUGUUUUCACCGUGUUGUUAUAAGAUUCAUUCAUUCCUUCAUUAAUAUCACAAACACUCAGACCAGAGUCCUCACUAUGUAUGGGGGUCACAGGCAUAACAAGGUAAUAGAUAGAAAUACACUUUGCAGAACUGAGAGUUUUUGAGGGCGGUGAGAUAUUUUCUUGUUUUUAUUUGAAAGUGAAAUCAGUUCUAUAUGUCAAUAUAUCAAAGUAAUUGACGCUUCUAGAUCUCUGCCAGUCAUCGAGCUAUAUUCAUAGAGUGCCAGUUAUUUGACUAAAAGUUACAGGCAAAAUGGUCUUUAACCAUUGUGCCUCUGAGAAGCUAGAAAUAAAGUAUUAGGUUCAAAUUCUUUUGUUCAGAUACCCUGACCACGGAACAAAUUGUAAAUCCAUUGUUUUGGCAGGCUUGCCAAUCUUCGAGUUGAACAUAGAUCUUUCUUCUUUGGAACAAUUUAACUUUGAGUACAGGGAAAGUAUUAAGUUGAAUAGCACUUUUUCUUUUUUCACAAAAUGGAAUUUGAAUACAGUAUUUGGAAAGAUACUUCCCCCACCAGAAAAUGUCCUUCAAUCUACAUUAUUAUAUUUCUCUUGGAGAAUUAACUUUCUUCAGCUUUCCCCUCCUAAGUGACUUUCCUCACCCACAUAUAAUCAUUUUCUUCCUAAAUACCAUUUAUCAUCUCCUAGAAAAAAAGUAAAGAUUUAAAAAAAAACAUUUUCAAGGUACAUCCAAGAUUUCAUAGCAAUAUUUGGUGUUCACAGUGCAAGAUAAAUCUGACUCUCGAUUUUUUUUUUUUUUGGUCUUCAUAUGGCAUCCGAAACAGUUGUUCACAUUCACACUUUUAUGUUUCACCAUAUGCAUACUGUGUGCAACUCUGUUGUUUUAAAAUAUUUUAUUGGUUUUCCUUUAAAUCUCAACUUUUGAUGGGUGUCCUUGAAGAACUUGCAUGCAAAAAAAAGUAAAUGUGAAUGAUUCAUUCAUUUUGAACAUAUGUAACUAUUUUGGGGAGAUAUUACCCUACAUGGAGCACACUGUUCUCAGCAGGGAGUGUACUUUGUAUUUCAGUUCAACUCACAGCUGGAUGCUGGAGAUGUAUUAAUAUUGUUAUCCUGUAUCUUUUCUAUCUCAUGUUUACUUUAAUGAAUUACAUGCAAUCAACUGUCCUGAAUUUUUGGUGGCUGUGAACGGCGGUCAAUAAUUUAAUGGAUUUCACUUGUGGGGACAAUUUAGCAUAAUGUGGCUUAAAAUCUGGUCUUCCUUCAAAUUUCUAAGUCAAAAGAAGGCUUCCAUAGGCAAAUCCAUUGUCUCAGGCCAGACUUGUUAAUUGUAAGGUAGGAGCUGCCCCAAACCUGUCCCAUUACUUCAUGGGCAUUUCUAGAUAGGGCUGCUGUCAUAUUUUCUUCUCGAAAGUUUUCCAAGAGAGAAGCAAUCUCUGAGUGGUCCAGGAGUUCAAGGGAGAAACAAAAAGGAUUUUCUCCUCCAAAGGGUUGAGAACUCUCAUGUUAGAAACUUCGGAAAUCUUCAGAACAUUCCAUGUAGGUGUCCCUGUGUUCCUCACAGAAUGACUUACUGACUUAACGGUGUCUUCUAUUUAAGAAGCAUGAAUGUAUCUCCAGCUGUUACCAAAACAAACAGCUAUAGAAUGUAAUGACCCACCCAUUUCUAAAAUUACUUCUAUUGAUGAAUAAUUAGUGUAUAGGAAAAGGUUUGGAAAUUUUUUUUAAUUGCUAAACUUAAAAACUGUUAUACCUUUCUACCUUUUGUAAUGUUCAAGAUUUCAUAACAGUGGUUUUAAUGUAUUUUGGCUGUACUGUUAUGUCUUGUGUUAUUACUGGGCAAGCCAGGGAAAUAUUUAAUAUCCAUACUCGGGAUAGAAACACCCUUGAAAGUAUGUUAGAAAAUUUAAAAUUGUUUACCUGUGAUAGAGAAUAAGUUUGUGAUUAGAAGAAUUAUUGUUUUUCUGGUACAAAUAAUGCUUAAAGCAGAUGUUCUGUCUUACAGUGAUGUUGGAAGCAUAUUUUAUGCAGCCUAAAAACUAUUUCUGUAUUAGAUAUUUAAAUGCAUGAGGAUAAAUUCGAAUUGCUUUUUGUUUAAAGCAGAAACAUAGAAGUAUUAGCCCCAGUUUGUACAAAAUGUCUGCUGCAACUGAACUCAUGAUAGUUCAAAACCGAAAAUCAUUCUAAUUUUGUAAAACUGCUGCUACUGGUUUUAUCAAUAAAGUUUAAGCAGAUGGCUUAUA